AUGCGGACCUCAGUCCUCAGUCUGCAUGGUGUUGAGCGGGGUGGCUACAAGCUGCAGGUCCUGGACAGUCUGCAGAGGCCUGUGCUCGACCUCACGCCCGUCACCAAGGACUCCGAGUUCGUCAGGACCGACGUGACCGCGCAGUCGUAUGGCGUGCAGCUGCCGACCGACUUCGUGUGCAACGACUGCUCGCUGCGGCUCCUGCGCCAGGCCGACGAGUGGUCCAACAACUACCGCUUCUGGUCCUGCGCUGACGUGGACAUCCGGCCAGCCAAGGAGUUCAAGGAGGACUGCUCGGGCCACGGCCGCUACUUGCUGGGCAAGUGCCGGUGCGACCGCCUGUACUACGGGCCGCGGUGCCAGUUCCGGGACGAGUGCAUCGACAGCACCGACUGCGGCGACCGCGGCCGCUGCGUGGACGUGCAGGCCACGAGCGCGCCGCGGAAACAGUGCUACUGCGAGCUGGGCUGGUUCGGCCCCGCCUGCACCAAGCGCUCGCCCGUGCGCAGCACCGACCUGGACCUGGAGGCGUACACGCGCCGCGACCUGAGCGACAGCUUCCGCGUGUUCUGGCGCAUCUUGCACGACGAGCAGGAGAUCGAGGUGGUGAUGCAGGUGAACGGCACGAGCUACGCGGGGCUGGGGUGGCGCCCGCGCUCGCUCACGGACGCCUGCCGGAACUUCCCCUUCCUGGAGGACCCCGCCGGCGCGGCGGCCGCCGCCCCCGGCGCCGCGCAGCAGCCCAAGAGCGAGCCCGAGCCCGGCGCGGAGCCCGCGGCCGAGCCGGAGGCCAAGCCCGAGCCCAGCAGCGAGCCCGAGCCCGAGGGCACGGCCGAGCCCAGCAGCGAGCCCGAACCCAAGAGCGAGCCCGAGCCCAAGAGCGAGCCCGAGCCCACCGGCGAGCCGGAGCCCAAGAGCGAGCCCGAGCCCACGAGUGAGCCGGAGCCCAAGAGCGAGCCCGAGCCGGCCGCGCCCAAGAAGGGCAAGAACGUGUCCUCGCGGGCGACGCGCGGCCACGCCCCGGCUCACAACGCCGAGCUCCUGGCCGACGCCACGGUCGAGACGAGCGUUUCCUUCCGCGUCAGCUCUACUUCCAAGCACAGUAGCCGGAGGUCCAGGCGAGAGGCUGCUGAGGGAGCCCCCGCCCCGGAGCCCAGCGCUGAACCCGAACCCUCGUCUGAACCAGAACCAACGUCUGAACCCGAGCCAAAAUCAGAACCCGAACCAACCUCUGAACCUGAACCGAAAUCUGAACCUGAACCUAAGUCUGAACCAGAACCUACGUCAGAACCCGAACCCUCUUCUGAACCCGAGCCUAAGUCUGAGCCUGAGCCGAAAUCUGAGCCAGAGCCAAGUUCUGAACCUGAACCUAAAUCUGAGCCCGAACCAAAAUCCGAGCCUGAGCCAAGUUCUGAACCAGAGCCGAAGUCUGAGCCUGAGCCUAAAUCUGAGCCCGAACCGAAGUCUGAGCCUGAACCAAACUCAGAGCCGGAACCAAAGUCUGAGCCUGAACCAAAGUCUGAGCCUGAACCCAAAUCUGAGCCGGAACCCAAAUCUGAGCCUGAACCAAAGUCUGAGCCU
This is a messenger RNA of Frankliniella occidentalis (western flower thrips), 1581 nucleotides long. RefSeq names its product cell surface glycoprotein 1-like. The annotation marks the transcript as partial. The transcript is spliced from 7 exons. The record is from RefSeq and is a predicted model, not a curated record. Lineage: Eukaryota; Metazoa; Arthropoda; Insecta; Thysanoptera; Thripidae.